UCUAUUUAUUUUAUUUUAUUUUAAAAAAAAAAACAUUAUUUGAAAGAAAACCUCGUUCCCACGUGUGAUAAACACCACCCAAAUCCCGCCAACCUCGAACCUAAAGAAAACCCAAAAUACUUUUCCCAUUCUCUGGAGUCACCGGUGGAGAUGACCAUCAUGAUCCACUGGUAAAAACACCCAGGGCUUUACCUUCGCUUCGAUUUCUGGGGUUUUGAAAUUUCGAUUCUGGGGCGAUGGAUUUGGACGAUCUUAACAAGGUCUGGGAAAUCAAACCCCUAAAAAAGCCUGGAGAAGACGAAGCGAGGAAGAUUCUAGAGAGGAUAGCGAAGCAGGUCCAGCCCAUUAUGCGUAAACACAAAUGGAGGGUCAAAGUUCUCUCCGAAUUCUGUCCAACGAAUCCGUCUCUUCUGGGGUUGAAUGUGGGAGGUGGGGUGAAUGUGAAGCUGAGGCUUCGAAGGCCAAACAGGGAUUGGGAUUUCUUCCCUUUUGAUCAAGUUCUUGAUACAAUGCUUCAUGAGCUUUGCCAUAACGCCCAUGGCCCUCACAAUGCCAGCUUCUACAUGCUUUGGGAUGAACUUAGAAAGGAAUGUGAGGAGCUGAUGGCCAAGGGAAUAACAGGAACGGGACAGGGAUUUGAUCUUCCUGGGAGGCGUUUGGGUGGUUUCUCCCGCCAACCUCCUCUUUCAUCUCUCCGCCAAACUGCUUUAGCGGCUGCAGAAAAGAGAACGCGCUUGGGAUCUCUUUUGCCAUCUGGACCCAAACGUCUUGGCGGUGAUAGCACUAUUAUGACUGCACUUAGUCCAAUACAAGCGGCUGCAAUGGCUGCUGAAAGAAGAUUACAGGAUGAUAUUUGGUGUGGUUCUCAGUCUUGGGAAGCUUCUGGGGAUGCAGAAAGUGGCUCUGAUAUCUUGCAGAACCUUCUAUAUAAGGAGCAAAGUGGAGUAAGCUCAAGGGUAGGUGUUGGUUCAAGUGGACAUGCUGUGGAUGCAGUAUCACGAAAAAGAAAUCAGGAAUUAGAUCAAAGCUUGUUUCGUCAAUCUUCCAUUGAUCAUCUGGGAUCCAAUUUUGUUGAUUUAUCUACGGAUGCUUCAACCUCUGGCUCGAUGCUUGGUCAUGACAUUAGAUCUCAAAAGAGAAGUUGCAAAUCAGAUAACACUUUAUUUUCUCAGUCUACUUCUAGGCGUGAAUCUGUUGUGGAUUUGUCCAGUCCAUCUUUUGAGCCGGUGCCUAGUCAUAAUACAAUGUGUGAUAGAACAUUGAAUCCAGAGGAACCUGCUAUGUGGGAGUGUGGAACAUGCACUUUAUUGAAUUCACCGUUGGCUCCAAUAUGUGAGCUUUGUAGCACACAAAAGCCAGAAGAUGUUCGUACCAAGUAUAAACUCUGGUCCUGUAAAUUUUGUACAUUGGAAAACAGUGUGAAGUCGGAUAAAUGCUCUGCAUGUGGUCAGUGGAGAUACUCGCAUGGACCACCAGUGUCGGUCCAGGCUCCGAAUCGUGGCACUUGAGAGGUGUGAUGGAGAGGUUUCUAUUCGACUGGCAUAGUUGUGGCAGGGAAAGAAGUUGAUUCUUUGUCUUGUACAUUCAGCAUCAUCGGUUGGGGCUGCUGAAGCCUCAGGGCACCAGGCAGAAACGCAGAAUGGCAAACGACAUGGAUAAGGCCAAGGAAGCUAUUAUGAGGCAGAUUUUUUUUUUUUUUUUUAUUUUUUAU
Molecule: messenger RNA, 1711 nt
Organism: Alnus glutinosa
Lineage: Eukaryota; Viridiplantae; Streptophyta; Magnoliopsida; Fagales; Betulaceae
Exons: 5
Coding region: 237-1508 (423 amino acids)
Source: RefSeq, a predicted model, not a curated record